Rotaria socialis is the source of this 759-nucleotide messenger RNA. Lineage: Eukaryota; Metazoa; Rotifera; Eurotatoria; Philodinida; Philodinidae. The record is from the annotation of a GenBank genome assembly.
AUGAAACGCGCAACAACCGAUGACAACAACACAUUAACAUCUACAAAGUUAAUUUCUCUAGAAGGAUAUAUCGUUCAUAUUAAUGGAAUUACAAAAAAUAGCACAAAUGAUAACUACCAUUAUUCAUUUAUUGUCAGUCUUGAAGAUCAAUCAACAGUUCGAGUCGUCAAAUAUUUAUCUAAAGCUCCUUUUUGUUUAUUGCAUAAUCAAUUAAGAGAAUCAGUCCGAAAUGGUCGAGCAGCUUUAAUAACUUCCUUACGUCAGCAAAAUAAUCAAUAUACUUGUACACUGUCUACAAAGGUCAUUGAUAAAGAUCUACAUUUUCGACCUGAUUGCAAUCGAGUGAAAAACAUACAUGUUUUAAAAAACGAAAUAAACGAUCGAUUAUGUACUGUACAAGCAAAAAUUUGUUCUCUCAGUGAUGAAAUUCCAGUUGUUUUUGAAGAAAAUCAAUUUAAACGCGUUCAAAAAAUGAAGAAAAAUGUUGUCAUUGGUGAUAACACUGGAGCGUUACAAAUGGCUAUGUGGGAAAGCCACUUUAAUCAAAUACUAUUAGGUAACUCAUAUCAUAUAAGAUUACUGAAGGUACGAAUAUAUAAUGAUCAAAUAUCAUUAGUUACAACGACCGACACAUCAUUUAUAAAAAUCGAUGAUCUAGCAGAUGUAAUAGUUGAAGUUGAUAGCAGUAUAAAUCGGUACAAUACUCAAAAAGGUAAAAUCAUGGCUAUUGAAAAAAAUGGCAAUCAUUUUACAUUUUAA